This is a messenger RNA of Alternaria rosae, 2561 nucleotides long. RefSeq lists its product as uncharacterized. The transcript is spliced from 3 exons. The record is from RefSeq and is a predicted model, not a curated record. Bases 217 to 2445 code for a protein of 742 amino acids. NCBI's taxonomy places the organism in Eukaryota, Fungi, Ascomycota, Dothideomycetes, Pleosporales, Pleosporaceae.
CCGACGCCGGCCACUACCCGGUCAAAAUCCUCACCGCUGGGUUCACUUGGUCGCGCGACACUUGAAUAAUUACACCACCCGCACCUGGUCUAUUCAACAGUAUUUACUCCACAGUCACCGUGGUCAGAUAAGCCCGCAAUAGCUCGGCUCACACACACCCAACGCUGUUUCUUACCUUCUACUCAAACCAAAAGAGCUUUCGUCAACACUACGACCAUGGCGCCCACACCCAGCAUGCCAUAUAAUCCCGCUGAUUACGUCGUUUCUGAAGCAUUAAUUCCUGAGGAAUUUUUCGGUUAUGCCGAUAUAGAAGCUUUAGUGAAGAUUCACGAGGUUCUAUGCAAUAGCGAAACACAGGAUGACGUUGAGCUCGCCACAUGGAUACGGGAGAAUUAUCUCAGCGCCCCCAGAAACGCUUCGGGAACAAAAGUGAUGCGUACGGCACAAGAAUUCGGCAGACUGGACAGGGCUUACCGCAGGGUACGGUCUCUCAGUGGAAAAACCCAGGACAAAUGGCCAAUUCUCGACAUACAUUUCAAGGAAAUGUCAUCAGCUAUGGUUCGGAAUAACGCGCGCGGUGAAGCCGCUCCCGGAGUCAUGUUCCCAAUUGACGGAUUGCAGAAGAAAGCUUGUCUGGCUGGGCAGCCGCCCAACGGGUUUGUCAGACCUGAUGCUUCCGCGGGACCAGAGAUCCAGGUGCCAUCUGGUACAACCAAGCAUAGCCGGUACCAACCAUACGUGCAGACUUACCCACAUCUAACACGGCAGACUCCUGUACCACUUUCAACCAACGUUCCUUCCAAAUCGUCUGGCGAGCGGAGUUCUGAGAACGAGUUCGCACCGCCAGAGCAGCCUCAGCUUUCUACAGCCUCUUCACAGAGUAUUCCGCAGCAUACAGAUAUCUCGUCAGGAUCGGACGGCCAGGCAAUGUCUCAGUCCGAGCAACCUGCAUCGGUGCUGCCUCAAUCCGUGGAAGCUCUUGGCCAAACUUUGUCGAACGACAAAAGUGACGCCCCUCCAUCAAGGCCCGUGGGCGGUACCAUGUCGCGCCGCACCAGCUCCAAUCUCGGUGGUGAUUUGCAAGCAGAGCCGGCAGUACGAGAUGCGGGCGCGGGUAAGGUCCGCGGCCCAAAUGGGCGCUACCUACCCAAGGAUGAUAUCGAGCCCGAGACCAAAAAAGCUAAGAAGUCAAAGAAGGUAGUCAAGCCCCGUAUGGGCUUGAGAAAUAUGAAGAAACGCGAAUCACCUGCACCAGAUACAAUCGGCAAAAACCCCGAGACUCCGCGAGCCGAAGAUGGAGAUCUGAUGGUAGAUGUCCAGUCGCCUUCGCCUCCAGUGUCUGGCCAUGAUGUUGAGGAGAUGAAUGGAGUGGAAGAUGUCACACCUGUCACCACAGCUUCUAACAUCGUCGUACCAUCCACAACUAAUCUAGCUACAUCCCCCACAGUCGUAAGUGAGCGAGAGGCUGAGAUGGAGGAGGAAGUAGCGUCUGGCUCGGGAUCUACCCCUGCGUAUCUUCUUGCAGCCGCGGCUGAUCCAAUACCGUCAAAUCUGGACAAGCUACCUCCCAACUCUAGGAUAUCCAUCAAAAGAAAGAGUGAGCCAACUGUCACGUCUGGAGACCGUAAGCGGGGUAAACACGGUGGGAUAGUCGGCCGCCCGAGGAAGUCCGAACAGCACGGAAGCCACUCAUCAGAUCAAGAGCCAUUUCAACAACAAGAUGAGCACAUCACAGAGACAGAAGAUCCGCCUCAGAUGGUAACACGUCGAACCACGCGACGCUCCGCGGCAGCAAAUCUGGAUGCUUCCGAGAUCAGUAAGCCAGAUGCGACGUCAACGGCAAGACUGCCUAUCAAGGCCUCAGUCGAACAGCCGGUCUCAACCUCGAAGAAGCCAUCAAAAUCAAAACUAACCCUAAAAAGAUCAUCCGCUCCUGACGAAGACGAGUUAAUGAGUGGGGUUGAAGACCAUGCUGCGGCUAGCCGUGAGGAGACUCUUAAGCCUACUACCAACGUUAGCGAAGCGAGCACUACGCCUUCAUACGCUUUGGGAAGCAUUACACCCUCGCAGCUUCCGGAUAAUCACUUCUUGAGCAUCGGUAUCAGCAGGACCAGCUCCCCCGCCUUUCAUCCUCAGCCGUCUUCGCACCAGCCCUAUCAAUCACCUUACCAAGCGGUGCCACCAACGCCACCACCUACAGUUGUUGCAAAAAAGACCAUCAUCAACGGCAUAACCUACACUUACCCGCCAGGUCACGUGGAAUAUUUCGCUCGCAUCACUACAGGCAACGGCAGCACAAUGGACUUACCGAUCGAAGAAGACCAAAUCGAGAGCAAAGAGAUUGAGAUGAUCAAGAAAUAUGCCGAUUAUAACGCCGCACUCGACGCGGUACCAGUAUUGUAUAAUCAUUUCCGGAACAUAUUCGCUUUUGCGAAACAGGAUUAAGACGGAGGAGGGACACUAUGGAAGUCUUCAGGCUGUACUGAACGUGGUGACUGUAUGGAUAGAAUAGGCAUGGAACAAUUACAACAACAAUGAUCAUCACCGGUUCUCAUGACAUC